ACACGUUUUGAAUGGCUUUACUUUCGACGAAUACAAUUUUAUCUUCACGGGCUGUAGCCAAUAGAAUCAUAAAUAGGCGGAUCUAAAGGUUUCGCUUCUGUUAGCGUCAUUGACAACGGUAGCUUUCAUUCUGACAGCUAACGUUACAGCAGUAGAAAUAUUAACGCAAUUUGCAUUAGGCCAGUAACGUUAGCAACAUUAUGAGCCGCUGUACCAUUAUAAGGUCUGAACAUCAGUGUUUUCCGAAAAGCCAUAAAUGAUAGUAUUACCAAUUCAUAUCUACCAGGUUUUAAACUAAAAUGAAUCAAGCCAAACCAGCUAAAGAAAGGGUUGGCUCUUCGAUAACACAAAAUAAGCUCUUCAAAGAAAAUAAAAGGAUAACAUCUGGAAACAGGAGAAAGACCAAAGCUGUGAGAGUGUUGGCAGAGAAGAACCCGGAUGUGGCUCUGUUUGGGUAGAGAGCGGAGACGAGGGUCUGGAACAUCCCGUGGUGAGGAGGACCGACCGACACUAAUAUAAAGCUGCAGAGAUGUGCUGAAAACGAGCUUCUUUGACUGGCACUUUCCAUUUAUACGAUACACGCUGUUGUUUCACACACCAGGGUGAUUUUGGUCCAGUGACUCUUAAUCCUUGUCAUGGGGACCCCUGGCUCUGCCACUGCCUCCAAAACAUCUGACACACUCAGUUCAGUUCAUGGAUCUUUCUCCUAACCAGCUGGUGAUAUGAAUAAGGUGUAUUUAAUAAGGGAGUCAAGCCAAAUGUGCAGAGCUGUGUGUCAGGAUUAAAAGCCACUGAUUUGGGCUGCGCCACUUUAGAAGAGAAAUUUAUAGAGAGAAAAAAAAGGUAACAGUAAUCACAAAACAACACUGGACAGCAGUGGCAAAUAAACUAUGGACAAAGUUUAAAAUAAUAAAAAUAACAACAAUAAUAAUAAUACAAAUGACAAAACAGAACACAAUUACAUAAAAGUGGAAAUAUAAAAAUUAAUUCAAAAUCUUUAAUAAAAUUAUAAUAGUAUGUGAUACUAAAAUGCCACUGGCCAAUACUUAUUAUAACUAUUAUUAUAUUUGUAUAUUUUUUCUUUUGCUCUUUGGAAAUAGAGUUAGUUAUGUUAAAUAAGCUAUUAUCUAUCAUAAACUUUACACUGCUGUUCAAAGGUUUGAUGUCUAAGAUUGUUUUUAAUAUUUAUGUAUGAAGUAUAAUAUGCUUACCAAAGCUGCACUAUUUGUUCGAAAACUGUAAUAUUGUGAAAUAUUAUAACAAUUUUAUCUCUUAAUAUAUCUUCUAUCUCAAUAUAUUUUAAAAUGUAUUUGUAUCUGUGAUGACAAAGCUGAAUUUUCAGCAUCAUUCCUCCAGUCUUCAGCAUCACACGAUCCUUCAGAAGUCAUUCUAAUAUGCUGAUUAAUGCUCAAUAAAUAUUUAGUUUAUUAUUAUCAGUGUUGAAAACAUUUGUUCUGCUCAAUAUGGGGGUAACCAGCGAACUUUUUUUGUAUUUAAAAAAUAUAUAUUUUGUAACAUUAUAAAUGUUUUACUGUCGUUUUUGAUCAACAUAACAUUUCCCGACUGAUUGAAAGUCAGUGUUAUUUUAGUAUUAUUUAUAUACUUUUACAGCAUUUAUUCAUAUUUUUAAUUAGCUUACAUUUUUACAUUUUUAGUUGUAUUUUUUAUUGUACUUUUAGUUUUGGUAAUUUUUUAUGUACUUUUAUAAUUUUUAUUAGUCUGUUUAUAUAUUAUAUAUUUCUUUCAUUUAUAUUUAUUUAAAUUUUAGUAAUUUUCAGAUAUUAAUUAUAUUGCCAUGGGAAUAUUACUUUUUUUUAUUGGAAGUGUUUCAUGUAAUUUUCUAUUUUUACUUUUUACUUUAAUUUCAUAUAUUGAAAUAUAUUUUUAAUAGUUAAUGUCAGCAUUGAUAAAAGUUAUUUUUGCGAAAAUGUUUGACCCCAAACCUUUGAACGGCAGUGUGCAUGGUAUGAGAGUAGCUAGUUUUUAGAAAAUGCCUUUAGUAUUUUAUUGCUACAACAACCAUAAAUUUGUCUGAAUGGCUGUAAAAGGUUGACAAAAGUAAUGUCACCUUUUUCUUAAAAAUAAGGGACUGGUUUUGCUUUCCAAAUUUGUCCUAACAAAUGCGUAAAAACCCACAAUCAAAAAGUUAUUUGUGUGAACACUAUCUUCAGGUUGAAGGUGAAAGCAAAGUAUUGCAACUAACCAGCAAAGCAGCCCAUCGUCUUACACUUCAAACCAAUUUAUUCCCUUCCUGGACACACGGGGAGCGAGCAAUCUGCAGUCCCAGGAUGGAGGCUGUUUCUUCACAUCACCAUACACAUAAUAUAUGGGUCAGUAAAGUCAGGAAGCAUGAGAGACACAGACUAGCCGCUCGUCAGAGAGUUCAGGAGGGUGAUGAAUCCUCACAGCUGCCUGGUGGGAGAUGGAAACUGUCCCCGACUGGAGAUAAGCCAGAAUCACACUCUUGGAGAGAUGCUGAAGGUACAAAUUAUGGAGAAGAGGAAUACGAGCAGGAAGUGGAAGAUGAGAUGCUGCUGGGGCAACAUGAUCAACCUCUUGAUUUGCAUCACCACAGAAGCAAGACUGUAACUUUUCAAAACGAUAUGGUAUAUGAGCCAGCCACUGUUUGCUUCACCACUGACUACAGAGCUUCCCAAGUGCUUUGGCCUCAUGAGAAUCAGGAGGAGCUGCUUUAUUUACAACGGUGUCUCCUUUUUUAUUAGGGAGGUCAGUGUGGAGUUUAAUAUCUGCUGCUAUGAAAGUAAAUAUCUGAUUUGAAGCAUAUUAAACCAUUCAAACGUUUCGGAUUUUUAAAAAAGUUUUUAAAAGAAGCCUCCUAUGUUUAACAAAGAUGUAUUUAUUUGAUCAAACAUAUGUAAAAAAAAAAAAAAAAAAAGAAAAAAAAGUUAAUAUUGUGAAAUAUUAUUACAGUUUAAUUAUUUUACUGUGUAUUUCAAAAUAAAAUAAAAAUCAUUUCCACAUGAUCAUUUAGAAAUCAUUCUAAUAUGGUGCACAAGAAACAUUGUUGAAUUGUCAGUGUUGAAACUUUGUCAGUGUGCUGCUUUAUAUUUUUAUAGAAACCAUAAUAUUUUUUUUUCAGGAGUCUUUGGUGACUAGAAAAUAAAAAAAAUAGCAUUUAUUUACUCAAAUAUAAAAUUGUAAUUAUUAAUUAUAAAAAAGUUGAAUUAUUUGAUUUCUGUUGAAUAGAUGUAAUGUAUAAAUUAGAUUGAAUGUUAAAUAAAAUGAUCAGUUAAAUGCAUAAAUAAAUGUAUUAUUUAUAUUUCGCUGAAUAAAUAUAUUAUUUAUAUUUCCAAAAAAACAGCUGACUCCGAAGCUUUUUUUUUGUUCUCUCUUUUCUUACCAACAAAAUAAAAAUUGUGUUUUCUUUAAACCGCCCACUGUGUUGUUUCUGAGGCAGUCUCAGUUCCCCGUGUAUCGACGGCAUUUCAUGGACAUUGAGCGAGAGCGAGUAAAGGAGCACAGAAGAUAUGGGAACCAUCUGAAGAGAACU
Carassius gibelio (silver crucian carp) is the source of this 3511-nucleotide messenger RNA. Its product is annotated as coiled-coil domain-containing protein 15. The record is from RefSeq and is a predicted model, not a curated record. NCBI's taxonomy places the organism in Eukaryota, Metazoa, Chordata, Actinopteri, Cypriniformes, Cyprinidae. Bases 2121 to 2723 code for a protein of 200 amino acids. The transcript is spliced from 4 exons. Gene Ontology annotation, cellular component: centrosome.